Molecule: messenger RNA, 1080 nt
Organism: Toxoplasma gondii ME49
Lineage: Eukaryota; Apicomplexa; Conoidasida; Eucoccidiorida; Sarcocystidae
Exons: 8
Coding region: 1-1080 (359 amino acids)
Cellular component (GO): cytoskeleton
Source: RefSeq, a predicted model, not a curated record
AUGUUCCAUCUAGCCUGGGUUGUCAGUCGAGAGAUCCCCUUCUGUUUCGUCUCAAGCGUCUCAGCUACUUUGCCUCUCGCUCUGUUGCCUGUAAAAACGCUUUGUCAGAAACGAUCUCUUCAGAUGCAGAAGGAAGUUGAACAGAGAGGCUUGCUCCGUCUUGAGCAGUCACGUCUCAUCCAAAAGGUCAAAGAGGAAAGCCAACUCAUGGAGGAGUACGUGGUCGAAAUCGACCGGCUAAACAACGUCAUCAACGUCCUUGAGAAAGAAAUGCUCAACACCAAGAGGGUGUAUCAAACAGCGAUUGAGUCGCGAAAUCUCACUGGCAUUCAGCUGAUUGACAGGCAAGCGCAAGACAAGGACACAGAAAAGAAAAGCCAGCGCGCCCUCCACGAGAAAGAGCAGGAUGUCAACACGCUCCGGCUUCAACUGCAAGAAGUCGAAAGGCAACUGCUUUCGAAAAAGAGAAGGGCGAAAGAGGUGCCCAUUUUGACGGCGGAAGUCGAGAACUUGAAGACGCAACUUCAGGAAGAAAAACAACUGGCAGAAAACAUCAGUCGCAAACUAGAAAACCCAACUGAGGGCAGACAGUGGCAAGAACUUGGAGGGGAAGAUCCAGAUAUGGAAACAUUGGAGGCGAAAUAUCGGGUGAUUGAGCAACGUUUCAGAAGUGUAAAGAGCGAGCUCAUUGAUCAAGACUUGCGCCUUGAAGACUUAACGGAGUUGACAGAAAAACAGAAAGCGAGAGCCGCAGAAGAGCACUCGGACGCGAUUCGAAUUCGCAGCGAAAUUCUUAGACUCCACGGCAAACUGAUCGAAAUGAACCGGCGCAUGAAGGUGACGAUGUCUGAGUUGACGCUCUACAAGGAGUAUUUGCCGAGACUUAAGCAGCUUCAGGCAGAAAUAGCACAGAGCGUGGAGAACGCCCGUGAAAAUGUCUUCUUCGGUAGACCUGCUACACCAAACGCAGAGGAAGAACUUGCCGAUAUGCUCAAGAGAGAGGUGGCUAGAAAUCAGAUCCUCUACGCAGCUAAAUUGCGCACUCUCGAAGAGCAGCGUGAGGUAACAACAUUACGGUAA